Molecule: messenger RNA, 528 nt
Organism: Coniosporium apollinis CBS 100218
Lineage: Eukaryota; Fungi; Ascomycota; Dothideomycetes
Exons: 2
Coding region: 1-528 (175 amino acids)
Biological process (GO): negative regulation of transcription by RNA polymerase III
Cellular component (GO): nucleus
Molecular function (GO): RNA polymerase III core binding
Source: RefSeq, a predicted model, not a curated record
AUGUGGCGGCUCAUCGACAACGAGAUGAGCCUCCGAGAAUGCGCUGCCUACUGCUACUCGCCUGAAGAAGAUCCGUUCGACGGUGAGGAGAACGCAAUCUGGAGCCUCCAUUACUUUCUCUUCAACAAGGAACGCAAGCGCGUCUGCUACAUCUACUUGCGCGGUCUUAGCGUUAUCAGCCAUAGUCCUGUCCGCACAACAUCGGCCUGGUCACAGAAGCACCAACCGUAUUCGAAGCGCAAACAUGCGCGAAACUCCCUGAGAAUCAGCGAAGGCGCAACGAAACGGGCCAGGUACUGGCUUGGAGACGACGCUGAGGUCGAAGAUGCUGCUGAUGACGAUGACGAAGUCAUUCACGACCCCGGAGACGACGAAGUCGAUGCCGACGAAUAUCCGGACAUUCGAGAGGCUUCUGUCAGCUCGUACCUGACCGAUGACGACGACUAUGAUAUGGAGCUGAGGGUUCAUCGGGAGAAGAGCGCCGUCAGGGGUGUGAGUGAGCAUAUCGCUGACUCGAUGGAAGUUUGA